UUGGUCACACUGCACUGAAUUAAAAAAAGAAGAAGUUUACUCAGAAAAACAAUAAUAAUUGCAAUUAUCGCUAAUUGAAAGAUUGUCAAAAUGAUACCAAAAAAGACGACGGUUAAGGAUUCACAUAUUGUGAAAAUAGCCGUGGAACGGGAGCACCAUAUAGCGCAGUUGAUAAACCUGGAUCAAAGGCAUCCGCUGGCAAGUAAAAUCCAGGACAUUUGCAAUGGUUGGUCCAUCAGCGAUCACCAAAACUACGCACUCCAGUUCUGCGAUCCCAAUAACCGGAAGUACGUGACCGAAAAGAAUCGCAAUGAGAUCAAGAAUGGCUCCGUACUACAGCUGCAGUAUUCGCCAUCCAAGACUGCCUGCGAUGCCAUGGAGGUGCUGCUCAAUGGCAGUCCACAGGAUAAGGCGCUGCGUCUGAAGGAGCUCACUACCCUGAGCACCGAUCACACCUUUGCCCUGGAGUUCAUCAAAGAGAAGGGUCUCGACACACUCAUUAGGAUGAUCGAGGAUGGCGGUCAGACCAACGAAGACAUUCUCAAAUACAGCCUGGCCAGCUUUGUGGAGCUGAUGGAGCACGGCACGGUGUCCUGGGAGGUGCCGGAAAUCUCAUUCGUGGCCCGCAACAUUGAGAUCGUGCGAAACUUCCAGAAGUAUCCUACGGACUGUGGUGAGAGCGCCCUGUCCAACUUGGAGAACAUUGUUAUGUGCAGCAAUAAACAUCUGCUUGUUGCCGAGGACAUCAAGUUGCAGGAUAUUCUCCGUUUGCUUCAGGAUGUCAACUCGCCGGUGAUGCGACAAAAUGCCAUAGCCCUGCUGAACGCUCUGUUCGUCAAAGCAGACGAGGGCCGCCGCAGGACCAUUGCUCAAACUAUUAGUGCCAAGCAGUUCCGCCUGGCCCUCAUCGGCAAUGGACUGGGCACGGAGAUGACCCACCAGCUGUACGUGCUGCAAACGUUGACUCUCGGCCUGUUGGAGAAGCGCAUGCGAAUGAAGAUGAACGCGCAAGACCAGGACGCACACGAGAAGAUCAAGGAGCUGCGGCGCAUAGCCUUCGACGAUCAUACCAACGCUUUGAAUCAAAACGACGAUCACAUCCGACGUGGCGGUGGCUCCGGAGCUGGCAAUGUCAACUUCUCGCAGUACUACAAAAAGCUGGGCUUCAAGUGCGAUAUUAAUCCUGCUCAGGAUUUCAUUGAGACGCCGCCGGGUAUAUUAGCGUUGGAUUGCAUGGUGUAUUUUGCACGCAACUACACGCAACAGUAUGCGAAGAUCGUCAGGGAGAACUCCUGCCGUGCGGAUGAGCACGAGUGUCCCUUCGGACGCACCUCCAUCGAAUUGGUCAAGGUGCUAUGCGACAUCCUGCGCAUUGGCGAGCCACCAGCCGAGCAAUCCGGUGACUUUCAGCCUAUGUUCUUCACGCACGAUUCGCCGUUCGAAGAAUUCUUUUGCAUAUGCGUCAUUACGCUGAAUCGCACAUGGAAGGAUAUGCGUGCCACUGCCGAAGACUUCAGCACAACCUUCAGCGUGGUGCGGGAGCAGAUCCAGCGCACUCUCAAGGGCAGACCCGAGAACCUGGACGAUUUCCGAAACAAGAUCGCUUUGCUGACCUAUCAGCAGAUCACAACACUGCGCCAGCAGGAGCGCACUUCGAAGGAGGAGUGUGACUCCACGGCUUCGGCGAUUGUUAAGCUCAAAGAGAAGAUAUCACCGCACAUUCUCGAGCUAAUCAAGCAGCAAAGGCUCUCUUUUCUGGUGGAAGGUACCCAUUUUGCAAAGUACUUGCGAGGCACACGAACUAAGGACAAGUUCUGGUACGCUCGUCUUUCGCCUAAUCACAAGGUGAUUCAUUACGGCGACUGCGAUGAGAAGACAAUACCGACCAUGGAGGAGCUGCCCAAGAAACUGCCCAUCAGUGAGAUUAAGCAGUUGCUAGAGGGCAAGGAAUGUCCGCAUAUGAAGGAAACUCGCAUUCGAAAAUCGGCGGUAAACCUGGCCUUCUCCAUCACCUUCGAGAACAUGGAGCACUCUACGUUGGACUUUGUGGCACCCGACGAAAGCAUAUUCAACUACUGGACGGACGGAAUAAACGCGCUGCUGGGUCAACCGAUGGUCAGCAAGCAAAAGAACGAGGACUUCGACACUCUGCUGUCGAUGGAGAUCAAAUUGCGCCUGCUGGACACCGAAGGCGUGGACAUCAGCAAGGACCCACCGCCAAUACCGGAGGAUCCCGAGAACUAUGACUUUUGCUUUGAGAGCUAAGCACAUCGCGCACAUUUAAUUCACGAAAUAUUCGAUUCAUUCUAGACUCUCCCAUCACCCAAGAUACAUGCCAAAGUGUACCCACAACAUAAUUGUAUUCUCCGAUCUGAUCUUCUACUAGUAUUACUUGUGCAAUUCCCCGAACACAAAAUGAACAAACUGGUGGCGGGGACGUCCAAGUGACUAUCCGCUGCCUAGCCAUUUAGUGAACUUUACACCAUUUAUGAUUAUAAUAGGUAUAUAAUAUAUAGAGAUCAUUAAAUAACACAUUUUAUACAUAA
Messenger RNA from Drosophila mauritiana, 2546 nucleotides. RefSeq names its product engulfment and cell motility protein 1 (gene Ced-12). The record is from RefSeq and is a predicted model, not a curated record. The transcript has 4 exons. Lineage: Eukaryota; Metazoa; Arthropoda; Insecta; Diptera; Drosophilidae. Gene Ontology annotation, cellular component: plasma membrane. Gene Ontology annotation, biological process: actin filament organization; cell motility. Bases 91 to 2265 code for a protein of 724 amino acids.